UAUGGAGAACAUGCUCAUGUCCCUCUUUGCAUGGCUUCUGGUACCAGCAGUGAUGAGUAUUGAUACCACUUUUUAUCCUUGUGAACAUGACCUGAAUGAAACCAUUGUGGACUGCACAGGAAGAGACUUCACCAAAGUUCCUAAAAUCAUAUCUCUAAAGGUGCUGUCUCUAAACUUAAAUCACAACAAAAUUGGGCGUGUUAAAAGUAAUGCCUUCUCUGGUGUCCCCAAUCUGAUAAACCUCUCUAUGAUGUGGAAUUGUGCCCCUGGUCGGUACAAGAACCUAGGGAUUCCUUGCACUUUCACAAUUGACUCCAAUGCCUUUGUGGAACUUAAAUACUUGCAAACCCUUCACUUGACCGGAAACAGUCUCACAGCCAUACCCGCUCUACCAAAGAGCCUGGAGGUCCUGAACCUGGAGUAUAACAACGUCUAUAAACUCACAAAACCAUUGGGUACCCGAAACCUCACGCACCUAUUGCUCACAAAGAACUGUUUUUAUGCCAACCCUUGCAACCACACAUUUGUGAUCACGCAGGAGGUCCUCAAGGACCUCCCAAAGCUUAAAGUCCUCCACCUGGGCUUCAACAAUAUAUCCAGAGUGCCAACAGGCCUACCUGACUCCUUGACAAAUCUUGACCUGAGAGAGAAUAAGAUAACAAAGAUUCCUUCAAAUGCAUUCAGCACCCUACGCAAAUUAUCCACUCUGAACCUGGCAUGGAACUGUCAGCGAUGUGACCAUGCCGCGGAGCCCUGCUAUCCUUGUCCUGGUAACAAGCCCCUUACGCUGUAUAACAACACCUUCUAUGACCAGAGCAAUUCCCUAAGGAAUCUCAGCUUGCGAGGAAACUCUCUCCGCACAUUACCACCUGGACUCUUUGCCCAUCUGCGAAGGCUCGAGAUCCUCGAUCUCUCGGAUAAUCUGUUAGCCUUCACCAUACGUAAUGGAACUUUUUAUCAGCACCUAAGCAAUGUUAAAAAUCUGAAUCUGAUGUAUAACUAUCAACCAUUGAAAUCCUUUGACAGCCUUGUUCUAUCACCUUUCCUGGCAAACAUGUCACGUUUGGAAUCACUGUCUCUGAAUGGCUAUUUCUUUCGCUCAUUUUCUCCAAAAAGCCUGGAGAUCCUUUCCAACCUCUCAAAUCUGAGAUACCUAGACUUACGAUCCAACUUUAUCAGUUCCUGUAGCAUGAGUGCCUUUCAGCAUUUUAAGUCACUGAGAAAAGUGGUGCUUUCACAAAACUUACUUGAUUUUAUCCCACUCUGUAAACAGAAGAAUGUGGAGUGGCUGUCAGAACCUCAGGGUCCUAGAGCAAUCUGGAACAGACGAAAGGACAGUCAGUAUGAAGAUGAUUCAGAAUUUGAGCCCCUUUUAAAAAACACUCCAGUGAACUAUGACCGGAUUUGGCCUAACUUAACCAUGUAUAAUUUUUACAAAAUGUUGUGCUCAGGACAGCUAUCUUUUGACCUGUCCUACAAUAAUAUCCUGACUGUAAAUUCAAGCGUUUUCAUAGGCAUGGAAAAAGUAGUCUGCUUAGAUAUGUCCUUCAACUACCUGAGCUUAAAACCAAAUGGACAGCAGUUCUCUAGUCUAGAAAAACUUUCAUACUUUAACUUGGCCCACAAUCGAGUAGACCUGUACUUUACAGAAGCCUUUCAUGAACUGAAGGACACGAUGAAGGUCCUUGACCUCAGCUAUAAUGCAUUCUCAUUCCUCAUGAUGGGUAUUGGGCACAAUUUCACUUUUUUGCGGGAACUUACCUCUCUUGAAGCUCUCAGUCUGGACGAUAAUCAGAUUGGCUACCGUGUCUCAAACCUGUUUAGUGCUUCUCUGAAGUACCUCUACUUUGCUGGGAAUAGGCUGGAUAUUAUGUGGGGAAGUAGUGAUCAGUACAGUAAUUUCUUUCAGGGCCUCACAAAUCUAGAACACUUAGAUAUUUCUAGAAAUCAGUUGAGAUCCGUUUUGCCAGAGGCACUAGUUUGCCUCCCUAAGAGCCUGCUUUUCCUGCGAGUUGAUAGCAACCAGUUAAACUUUUUCCCUUGGGAUAACAUCACGGAACUCCCAGAGCUGCGUUACUUGAACCUGAGUGGAAACUACCUGACAGUUUUGCCAGACAGAGCUGUGUAUGUUGGCCGUAACUUUAGUGGCCUGGACUUGAGUCAUAACUCGAUCGGCGUACUUCCUGAAAAGUUCUUCAGCAAAAUGCCCACCCUUGUCCGACUGCUGCUAAACAACAACCAACUCCGAGUCCUAGAUGCUUGGGGUCUACCUGCGCCACUACGUGACUGUAGAGCAUUAAAAGAACUCACACUGCAUGCAAACCCUUUCAUCUGCAGCUGUGCCACAUCCUGGUUUGUGGAAUAUCUACGUAAAACGAACAUCUCGAUCCCCCAUCUAACCACAACGGUUCGCUGUGGAUUCCCUGAGUCGUUGCAAGGAGAAAACAUCCUCAACGUAGAUCCUUAUUCCUGUCAGGAGAUCAUUGGGGCCUUCCUAUACUCAUCUUUAUUGACUAUAAUACUGACAGUGUUUCCACUUCUAAAGCAGUUGUAUGGAUGGGACCUUUGGUAUUGCUUUCAAGUACUCUGGGCUGGUCACAAGGGGUAUUCCCAAUUCCAGGGAAGCUCUGAAGCAGAGCAUGAUGCAUUUGUGAUUUUCGACACAAGAAUCCUGGCAGUCAGAGACUGGGUCUACAAUGAGCUGGUGGACAACCUUGAAAACAAAGGCAAAUGGAGAUUCAAGCUGUGCCUAGAGGAGCGAGAUUGGGUCCCGGGUGUGUCGUGCAUCGAGAACUUACACAACGCUGUCCACAACAGUCGCAAAACUGUCUUUGUGCUGACAAACCCAGGAGCCCGGUGCCAAGUGAGUGGGGUCAUCCGACAGGCCUUUCUCUUGGUCCAGCAGCGACUGUUGGACGAGAAGGUGGACGUGGCAGUGCUGGUUUUGCUUGACCCUCUUUUCCACAAGUUCAAGUACCUGCAGAUGAGGAAGCGUUUGUGCAGGAAAUCCGUGAUCUCCUGGCCCAGAAACCCCCUGGCACAGCCUGUGUUCUGGAACCAGCUUCGCGGUGCCCUUGCAGCGGACAACGUCGGCCAGUAUGACAAGAAAGUCACAGGAAGCUUCCUUACAGAUUAGCUUCUCUGAAGCUGAAUAUGGAAUAUGUGGUGUCAUUACUUAUGAACUGAUUGUAUAGCUGAAAAAGGGUUUGAAUGAUUGUCUUGAAUUUUACCAAUGUUCGGUGGGAUUUUAAUAUUUUGGAUUGCUCCUUUCUAGCCAUGUAUAUACAUCAUUGGGGUGUUUCUGAGGGAGGCUAAAUAUUUACAGAAGGUUAAAGUGUAAAUGCAACGUUCUAGUAAUUCAAGAGAAUAAUGAGUAGGCCUAUACAUGUAUAUACUCUAUACUAUACCUAAUUAUGUUGAAUAGAGGAAGAACAAAAAAAGUCCCCACAACAUUUUGUAAGUUUCCAUUUCAUCGCACAUACGUAUUGUAUUAAUAAUGUCACUUGUGAAGGGAAAAUCCCUAUUUGCAAGAAUAUGUAGCAAGGCUGCUGACUGGCAUUUGUAGGAAAAAUUGAGAGGAAAGUUGUAUCAUAUUGUAUUAUAAUAUUUUUCAUAAUAAUCAGUUGUACAGUAUUGACAAGAAUACUUGUUUAUUUACAUGUUAUCAAUAGGUAGUAGUGGCAUAUUUAGAGUUAA
Molecule: messenger RNA, 3696 nt
Organism: Sardina pilchardus (European sardine)
Lineage: Eukaryota; Metazoa; Chordata; Actinopteri; Clupeiformes; Clupeidae
Gene: tlr9
Product: toll-like receptor 9
Exons: 1
Coding region: 2-3136 (1044 amino acids)
Biological process (GO): positive regulation of interleukin-6 production; toll-like receptor signaling pathway; canonical NF-kappaB signal transduction
Cellular component (GO): plasma membrane
Molecular function (GO): protein binding; pattern recognition receptor activity
Source: RefSeq, a predicted model, not a curated record